Messenger RNA from Salvia splendens (bonfire salvia), 2161 nucleotides. Its product is annotated as signal peptide peptidase-like 3. The coding region runs from base 146 to 1774 and encodes 542 amino acids. Gene Ontology annotation, cellular component: cytoplasmic side of endoplasmic reticulum membrane; Golgi-associated vesicle membrane; lumenal side of endoplasmic reticulum membrane. NCBI's taxonomy places the organism in Eukaryota, Viridiplantae, Streptophyta, Magnoliopsida, Lamiales, Lamiaceae. The transcript has 13 exons. The record is from RefSeq and is a predicted model, not a curated record. Gene Ontology annotation, molecular function: aspartic endopeptidase activity, intramembrane cleaving. Gene Ontology annotation, biological process: membrane protein proteolysis.
UACGAUUCAUAAACCGAAAAGUUUAUGCUACAAAUCUUCAUGCUUAAUUGAUGAAAUUAAUCAUUUUCAUUCCUUUGGCAAUCAGGACAUUGUUGGUUAUCCAUAUCAUUUCGAAUUAAUUAUCACUAAUAAAAGUAGAAAAAAGAUGAAAUUGUUAGUUAUGGCUCCUGAUUCGUCGUAUCGAUUAAUGACAUUUGGUUUUUUCUUGCUGCUACUUUCACCGAUCGCCGCCGGUGAUGGUUCUUCGACCGCUUGCAGAAAUGAUUUCCCAAUGGUUAAGGUUAAGAAGUGGGUGAAUGGUGAUGAAAAGGAGCCACUUUUUGGGCUUAAUGCGGCUUUUGGCCCUAUCUUACCUGAGGAACUCAAACAAGCACAAAGAUUGCCAGCCAACUUUCUAGAACCUGCUACUGGUUGUUCACCCUCAUCCUCGAAGUUGCCAGGCUCUAUUGCUUUGGUGCUGCGUGGUGAUUGUGAGUAUACAACUAAGGCUAGAGUUGCUCAAGAGGGAGGAUCAGCAGCACUGGUGAUGAUAAAUACUGAAGAUGGUCUUCCAGAGAUGGGUUGUGCUAACAUUACCACGUUGAGUAUCAAAAUUCAUGUUAUUACAAUUUCAAAGUCAGCAGGACUGGAUUUAAAGAAAUCCAUAACUGAUGGGAUGAAAGUGGAGCUUUUGAUAUAUUCACCAAAUCGCCCGAUUAUAGAUUACUCAGUGGUAUUCUUGUGGAUGAUGUCUGUUGGGACGGUAGUUUCUGCUACACUUUGGUCAGAUAUAGUUGGAUCGAAGGAAUAUCAUGAACCCAGCAACCAGCUUUCUCCAAAGGAAUCUGAUUCUGGUGCAGAGAAUGAUAAUGGAAUCCUCCAUAUAACCAUGGCAAGCGCAGUAGUUUUUGUUGUAUCAGCAUCUACGUUCCUGCUGCUACUUUACUUCUUUAUGUCAGCAUCGUUCGUUUGGGUGCUAAUCGUACUUUUCUGCGUUGGAGGUGUUGAGGGAAUGCAUAGCUGUAUAUUAUCAUUCAUAUUGAGCAAAUCUAAGGAUUUUGGACAAAAGACAGUGAAACUGCCAGUAGUGGGGAAGAUAACCGUUCUCUCACUAGUUGUUUUGAUAAUCUGUUUGGUAUUUGCCAUUGUCUGGGCUGCAACUCGGAAGAAAUCAUUCUCUUGGAUUGGCCAAGAUAUUCUUGGUAUAUUCAUGAUGAUAAGUGUGUUGCAACUGGCUCGAUUACCAAAUAUAAAGGUUGCCACAGCGCUUCUGUGUUGCGCAUUCGUAUAUGACAUAUUUUGGGUUUUCCUAUCUCCAUAUAUAUUCCAUGACAGUGUUAUGAUUGCGGUAGGUUUUGGACAAUUUUUGAACCAUUCUUCUUCACUUGUAUCAGUGUUUCAACCGGCUCUAUUCUCUCUUUUUAAGGUUGCACGAGGCAAAAACAGUGGUGGAGAGUCAAUCCCCAUGCUUCUGAGAUUUCCUAAACUUUCUGAUCCGUAUUAUGGUUAUAACAUGAUAGGCUACGGGGACAUUCUAUUCCCUGGUUUGUUAGUUACCUUCUCCCACAGAUUUGACAAAGCUCAUGGGAAGAGUGGAGCAAAUGGAUAUUUUCUUUGGUUGAUAAUUGGCUAUGGAUCUGAUUGCAGGCCUAUUCUUCACUUACUUGAGCUUGUAUCUGAUGGCUGGUCGCGGUCAGCCCGCUCUCCUCUACCUCGUGCCUUGCACGUUGGGAACUUGCGUGUUGUUGGGUCUGAAAAGGGGGGAGCUGGAUCUGCUUUGGGACCACGGAGAUGACUCGGGUCAACAAGGUGCUCCUUCUCCCUCGACCAGUGAUUGCACAUAACUACUUUGCAGAAAAGACUCGGAGCGUCUAAUACAUUGGUUGGAUGAGAAACGUGUUAGCAACUAUUGAGCUGCACUCUAUAUUGUGACUCUCAGGAUUCUCUUACCCUCGUAGAAUCAGAAGAUUACUAUUGAACUAGAGUACAAUAGAUUGACGAAAAAAAUAAUUAAAUAAGUUAAUAUGGGUGAUAUAUGAAUGAAAAGGGAGGAAAGGUUGAAGUAAAAUAUAGGAGUCAUUUUCAAAAAUAAAAGAAAAAGGUUUUCUUUUUUGCUGUGGUUUCCAAGAUAUGUACAUAACUAAUGAGAUUGAUAUUAUAAAGUUUGCUUUAUUUUCCAUUA